Molecule: messenger RNA, 543 nt
Organism: Coccomyxa subellipsoidea C-169
Lineage: Eukaryota; Viridiplantae; Chlorophyta; Trebouxiophyceae; Coccomyxaceae
Exons: 2
Coding region: 1-543 (180 amino acids)
Source: RefSeq, a predicted model, not a curated record
AUGGUGGAUGCUGCGGCGUGGCGGCAGCGUGCGCACAGCAUGGGCGGGUCCCUGGUCAGCAACCUGGAGGUCCUGGCCGGCAAGGACAUCGGCAGCGCCGACUCCCCGCGCGCCGGCGACGGCGACCACGCCGGCUCCAUGCUGCACUUUGUCUCCGGCUCGCUCGACCUCGAGGUGGGCAGUCACUCAGGGGACGGUCACUGGCGCAGCUCGCUGGAUGGGAAGGACUUCCGGGAAUCAACACCGGGCCCCAGCGAGCGCUCAGAGGAGACCGACAACUCCUUCACCUUCAAUCGCCUGCUGCAGGGGCCCAUAUCCAUGCACCCGCCGCCGCUGCUGGAGGCGCAGAGCUCCGACUCCGAUGCGACGCCAACGUUCGGCGGUGGCCGCACCUGGCAGCUGCGCGGCAGCUCCCGUCAGCCACAGCCGCGCACGGCGCAGGCAUCCGACGGCGUGCACUCUCAGCGCAUUGUGGAGGGGGAUGAGACCCAGGACGAUCCGCAGGAGUCGCCCUUUGCAAGCGCCAAACAGCAGGGCCCCUGA